UUUAAGGCACGAGGUAGUGGAAGAUGAGUUGUUUUUCAUGCUGUAAUCCGGAUGAAAAUGGGCAGUCGUUGAAGAAAUGCAAUAAGGAAUUUAAAGACGGAGGUACAUUAGCCUCAUUCGUCAAAAAAAUAUCUUUUAAGUCUGAAAGCACCAGGCUGAAGAUAGCUGAAGAGAUACUGAAAGUUGGAAAUGGGAAGAUUGCUGCUCAAACCUUCACAUUCCGUGAGUUAUCAGCUGUAACUAAAAAUUUCAAAUCUGAAUGUCAGCUUGGAGAAGGCGGCUUUGGGAGAGUGUACAAGGGACACAUCGAGAGCACAAACCAAGUUGUGGCUGUUAAGCAACUUGACCGGAAUGGAUUGCAAGGAACCAGAGAGUUCCUUGUGGAAGUUUUGAUGCUGAGUCUUCUUCACCACCCAAACCUUGUGAACCUGAUUGGUUACUGUGCAGAAGGCGAUCAAAGGAUUUUAGUAUAUGAAUACAUGGCACUUGGGUCUUUAGAAGAUCACCUUCUCGAUUUGCCUCCAAAUAAGAAGCCUUUGGAUUGGACUACUAGGAUGAAAAUUGCUGAAGGUGCAGCCAAAGGUCUUGAAUACUUGCAUGAAACGGCCAACCCCCCAGUGAUUUAUCGUGAUUUUAAAGCAUCUAACAUACUAUUGGAUGAGGAUUUCAACCCAAAACUCUCUGAUUUUGGUCUUGCCAAGCUGGGUCCAACUGGUGAUAAAAGCCAUGUGUCUACAAGAGUGAUGGGGACCUAUGGCUAUUGUGCACCUGAGUAUGCAAUGACAGGUCAAUUGACAACAAAGUCCGAUGUGUACAGUUUUGGAGUCGUGUUUCUGGAGAUAAUCACAGGAAGGAGAGUUGUUGACAAUACAAGACCUACAUGCGAACAGAAUCUUGUUACUUGGGCACAACCACUGUUUAGGGAUAGGAGAAAAUUUACAUUAAUGGCGGACCCACUGCUUGAAGGAAACUACCCUAUAAAGGCUCUAUACCAAGCUCUUGCGGUUGCAGCCAUGUGUCUCCAAGAGGAAGCUAGCACCCGGCCUUUGAUCAGUGAUGUCGUAACUGCUCUUGAGUAUCUAGCUGUACCAAAUAAUGAAGAUGAAAACGCUAAAGAUACACCGGACUCGUCUCCUAUUGAUAGAGAUGGUGUUUCAGAUGCUAGAACACAAAGUGAUUUGGAUAGAGGAGAAGGAAGUGUUAGUGGAACUGAUGGAGUGUAGCUUUGUUGCAGAAUAAUGAAGGAAAUUGCAGUUAAGCAGCAGCAUAAAUCAAAAGACAUAUACCUUUGGAGAGGAUGGUGCUCCCUGUCUACACCUCAUUCCAUAUGUGAGAUAUGAUCAUAGUGAAGAUACAUGGUUUUGCAGCUCAAAUUUAGAAAACUAACAGAUUAAAUAGUUGAUGCAAGUAUGGCUAUGUGUAUUUUAAUAUGGUGACUGUUGGUUUAUGAGCUGCUGAAUUAUAUAGUGUACCCAAUUUCUUAA
Messenger RNA from Telopea speciosissima, 1484 nucleotides. RefSeq names its product probable serine/threonine-protein kinase PBL23. The coding region runs from base 24 to 1223 and encodes 399 amino acids. Lineage: Eukaryota; Viridiplantae; Streptophyta; Magnoliopsida; Proteales; Proteaceae. The transcript has 5 exons. The record is from RefSeq and is a predicted model, not a curated record. Gene Ontology annotation, biological process: protein phosphorylation. Gene Ontology annotation, molecular function: ATP binding; protein kinase activity.